This is a messenger RNA of Morone saxatilis (striped sea-bass), 3895 nucleotides long. It is a transcript of the gene eef1db, whose product is annotated as eukaryotic translation elongation factor 1 delta b (guanine nucleotide exchange protein). NCBI's taxonomy places the organism in Eukaryota, Metazoa, Chordata, Actinopteri, Moronidae. The transcript is spliced from 9 exons. Gene Ontology annotation, cellular component: cytosol; eukaryotic translation elongation factor 1 complex. Gene Ontology annotation, biological process: translational elongation. Bases 1574 to 3802 code for a protein of 742 amino acids. The record is from RefSeq and is a predicted model, not a curated record. Gene Ontology annotation, molecular function: translation elongation factor activity; guanyl-nucleotide exchange factor activity.
CUCCUGUUCUUGAGUUUUCUUUUGUCCAAACCCUUUUGUAUCCGCUUCACUGUUUUGCAAGGUGGUGAUUGUUCACUUUCUUUUUUUAAUGGCUUGCGGUUAACUGGAUGAAAAGAACGUGUUGAGCAUUUGAUUUUCAUACUAAUAUAAGCUCAACACCUUUUACCGAGGAAGGUGAGUCGAGAGCUUUUUCUAAUAGACAUGAAGCAGGAAAUGCCUUCCCAAAGCAGUGCCCACGUCUAUGUCAGUGGUGCAAUAGUGUUACUAAUAUAAUAAUAUAAUAUUACUAACAUCCACAUGGUGAAACAUUAAGGGAAUGCAUUUCCUGUAUUACAACAGAAUAACGUAACGUCAGGAAAAUGGCAUGGCUUGAGCUUUGUGUGAUUUGUUAAAAGAGCAAAACCUCAAUGUCAGUACUGAUGAUGAGUUUUCUUGCAUGGUGUCAGUGCUUUUCAAAGAUCCAUCAAGGUUAGCAUGUGAUUUUUAAGCUCCAGUAUUUUGCCUUUUGAUUUGUCACAUUCUUUUCUUUUUUUGUAUGUCCUUGUGUGAUUGUGUCAUGGUUUGUCAAGUCUUUUGUCAAUUUUUUAGAGUUCAAAAUGAAAUGGAAUUUAAUUUCAUAACAAAGUUAUGGAGAAAAUGGCUCAAAAUGAAGUGAUGGUUAGACAUAAUGCACCAGUUAACAGAACAUUAUAAUGUUGAAGAGCCAUGAUACUUACAUGCAUCUUAUGAAAACAUAAUUAAACAGAAGACAUUAUGCUAAUUGCAUUCACAGACAUUGCCUGAAUGUACCUUUGGUAAAUGCCUUCGCAGGAUGAGCGUGAUAACGAUGGGCUGUAGUGUUACAGUGGCACUGCAGAACUCUACUGUGUCACUUUAAAGCAUAUAGAACAAGCUGGACACAAAUACAUUGCAUGAUGAUAUGUGCGUCUUCCUGUCUGGCUAAAUAUAGCUGUGUGUAUGUUUUCAUUGCAAAAACUGUACUUAAAAGCAAUCAUUGUCCAAGUUCCACUAACGGCAAACCCAAGUCAUGUCUACCAGCAGUGCUGGUCGUGUGUAAAGUGUAAGUGGUGUUUGUCUGUUUGGGAAAUCAUUGUGUAGCAGGAACUGCAGCUCAGAUCAGAACUGGCAUUUUUAAUUUCUGGCUUCAUUUAGACAGUCUCCAGCUGGCAUUAACACUGACUUUCCUGCUGUUUGUCUGUCAAAGCAUGAAAGUCAGUGUUAAUUGUCCCUUACUUAAUUCUUGAGUUUAUACCAUGUGAGCUUCGCUUCAUUAGGAUUCUUUACUUGAUACUGACACUUGACAAAUCUCACUGAAGUUGAUUCCAUUCACUAAACACUUGUGUUCAUCUGCAUGGUUUUCUUCUCAUUUCCUGCAUGCUUCUCGUGUUUCUCUGGGACUGAUUCGUAGACUCUGUUUUGUAGUGUAUUAUCAUACAUACAACUCUAUAACAGUCAGUUUGUUUGUCUAAUAGAUCAAUCCCUUUUUGUCUCUUAACCUUCCUGUGUCUCUCUAACUAAUCCAAAAGCCUGUACCUGUUAUUCUCUUCUUUUUUCUUCCUGCAACGGAUCAAAGAUGAUGUCUAAGAAGAUCCCCCAGUGCUCUGCAGUGGAUCAGUCAGAGCACGAUCAGCCUCCCAGCAAUUGUCAGGUGGACCGGUCCGCAAAUGCAGCACUGGGGUGCAGGAAGAAGGCUGAAUCAGGUCAAAGAAACGGAGAGACGGCGUCAUCAUCCCCAGAGAGCGGCAGCUUGAACGGAGAUGGAAAGCGCAGCGGAAAAAGCCGCCGUCGCAAGAAACGAUCAUCCAAUCCCGAGAGUCGUUCUGAGGGGAAGGUGGACAUUAAGACCAAGAGUGAAGAGAAGCCAGACAAAAGGACCGGCCAGCCGCCUGACCCCCGGGCCGGGCUCAUUGGCCUGCAGUCCGAGUGUGCUAGUGUGUGGUUUGAACGCAGCAUCUACGAGCGAGCCGAGAGCCUCUACCAGUGUUGGCUGGCGAGCUCCUCCAAUGGGACCACCCAGUCAAACCGGUCACCCCCAGCCCCAGGGAAACAUUCAAAGUCUCCGUCCACUGUGGCUCCAUCUUCCUCAGGACAGGCGUGCCACCACGGUGAUCAGGUGGCGUGCCACCACGUCGUCCAGGCCGUGUGGGUGAACAAGACCACCUUUGACCAAGCAGAACGCCGCUUCGUAGAAGCAUCCACGCCGUCCAUUCCAAAUUCUCUAGACAUCCCAGCCCAGCCCAACCGCGCCAUUGCACCCAGAACACCCGACGAAGGAUAUCAGUCUCUAGCCCCGACUCCUGCCACCCCUGUCGCCCAACAAGCAGCUGUCACGCCAACCAAUCGACAGUCGAUUAACGGCCUGCCCCGCAUCCCCGUGGAGCUGCUGAGAGAUGUGUGGCUGGAGAAACCGCUGUAUGACCGCGCCGAAGCAGCCUUCUACCAGAAUCUGUACGGUAACAAUUCCUCCAAACGCUCCAGCUCCGCCUCCACUUCCAGAAGUAGUGACCACCCUCAAAGCCUUGUAGAAGAGGAGGAGGAGGAAGAAGAGGAAGUGGUGGUGGAGGAAAAACGGGUGGUCCCGCAGGGUAAAGCAGAAGUCUUCCACGCUCUGCUCCCUAUUCAGGAGGAAGAGGAGCCGGCCGAGGUCCUAGAGAAGGAAGAGGAGUCGGGGGCCGGAGUUUGCUACUUUGCGCACCCGGACAACGAGCGGGUGUGGUUGGACAAAUGGCGGUAUGAUGCUGCAGAGAGCCGUUUCCAUGGUUACAGUGGGAGUGAAGCUGUGGUGGCGAAGAAGGGCCGGCGGCCAGAAGCGGCAUCGGUUACCUCCCCCGCCCCAAUGAGGGACAAGUAUGACCAAACCGGGAGAAUGGAGCCGCUCCAGAUGUUUCAGUUUUACCUUUCAUUGUUUUUCUUUACAAACAUGAGUUCCGUGGACUUUCUGGCCCAGGAGAAGAUCUGGUUUGACAAACCUCGCUAUGACGAGGCAGAGAGACGCUUCUAUGAGCGAAUGAACGGCUCCUCACAACCAUCACAGGACGUUGGAGCUAACACCAUUCUGCAAGACAUUGCUCGGGCCCGAGAGAACAUCCAGAAAUCUCUAGCAGGACUGAAGAAUACAUUGUGUAGCAGAGGGUCUGCUCAACCUUCCAGCCAACAGUCCCAGCUUAGCAGCAGCAGUGCAGCUGAUCAAGGAGAAAUCGUCUCCCGCAUUAAGAGCCUGGAGCUGGAGAACCAGAGCUUACACAAAGUCGUCGAUGACUUGAGGGCUGCUCUUUCCAAACUGGAAUGUCGUGUGGCCGUUCUGGAGAAAUCUCCCACUGCUGUGACCCCGGCUCCCACUCCUUCAGUUCCCUACACUAAUGGAACUACCGUCCAGCAGAAGACCUCCGCCCCGGUUAAAGAGGAAGAGGAUGAUGACGACGAUGAUGAUAUUGACCUGUUUGGUAGUGAUGAUGAUGAUGAAGAGGCAGAGAAACUCAAAGAGCAGAGAUUGAAAGAGUAUGCAGAGAAGAAGGCCAAGAAGCCCGGCAUCAUCGCCAAGUCCUCCAUCUUAUUGGAUGUCAAACCUUGGGAUGAUGAAACCAACAUGGCGAAGCUGGAGGAGUGCGUGCGCUCGGUGCAGGCUGACGGUCUGUUAUGGGGCACGUCCAAACUGGUUCCUGUGGGUUACGGCAUCAAGAAGCUCCAGAUCGCAUGUGUGGUGGAGGACGACAAGGUGGGAACAGACAUGUUGGAGGAGGAAAUCACCAAGUUUGAAGACUAUAUCCAGAGUGUCGACGUAGCAGCUUUCAACAAGAUCUGAUUCCAGUGUGUCUUUCUGUCUUUCGUAAACGCUUUGUUUCUCUGCUGAUUAUGUCAACGGUUAAUAAUAAUAAAAUCCAACUCUUGCACUGAA